Molecule: messenger RNA, 885 nt
Organism: Penicillium lagena
Lineage: Eukaryota; Fungi; Ascomycota; Eurotiomycetes; Eurotiales; Aspergillaceae
Product: fumarylacetoacetate hydrolase family protein
Exons: 4
Coding region: 1-885 (294 amino acids)
Molecular function (GO): acetylpyruvate hydrolase activity
Source: RefSeq, a predicted model, not a curated record
AUGUCCAAGAUCGCAUCUACCUUUUCACGCCUGGUGCGCUUCGUGCCCAAGUCGAAUCCCUCCCAGGUUCUUAUCGGCGAGCCCGUCGAUUCGCAGCUGGAUGUGGGCCUUGCCCUGUAUCAUGGCAAGGAUGUCGCCGUGCGCCCAUUCUCUGGCAACUCGGUCCUGAACCCAGGACAGGCGACGGAUGCCACGGAAACGAUUGCGCGCGUUCUGUCGCCGCUGGCGCAGAGCGAGGUCGGCUCAAUCCGGUGCAUUGGACUGAAUUACGUUUCGCAUGCCAAGGAGAUGUCCCUCGAUCUCCCGGAUGUUCCCACGCUCUUCAUGAAGCCCUCCACUGCGCUGGCGGAUCCCUGGCCAGCCCCGACGGUGCUGCCCAAGAUCACCCAGAAGGAUAGUACCGGUGAUUAUGAGUCCGAGAUGGUGAUCGUCAUCGGUCGCGAUGCCAAGGACGUGCCGGAAUCCGAGGCUCUUGACUACGUUCUUGGUUACACGGCUGCCAACGAUGUCUCUAGCCGCACCUCGCAGAUGAACCAGAGCCAGUGGUCGUUCUCCAAGGGCUUUGAUGGAGCCUGUCCCAUUGGCCCUGUCUUGGUGUCCGCUGCCCUCAUCCCGGACGCCAGCAAGUUCCACAUCCGCGGCCUGAAGAGCGGCCGUGUGAUGCAGGACUGCGAUCUGACCGACCUGAUCUUCUCUGUCCCGCAACUAAUCAGCUUCCUCAGCCAGGGUACCACCCUUCCUGCUGGCACCAUCAUCUUGACGGGCACCCCGCCGGGCGUUGGCGCAGCCAAGAACCCCAAGGAGUUCAUCAAGGCUGGUGAUGAGUUCGCCGUCGAGCUGCUUCCGCACGUUGGAACGCUCAUCAACAAAAUUGAGCACCAAUGA